Molecule: messenger RNA, 3450 nt
Organism: Daucus carota subsp. sativus
Lineage: Eukaryota; Viridiplantae; Streptophyta; Magnoliopsida; Apiales; Apiaceae
Product: KH domain-containing protein At4g18375
Exons: 8
Coding region: 148-1794 (548 amino acids)
Biological process (GO): regulation of gene expression
Cellular component (GO): cytoplasm; nucleus
Molecular function (GO): mRNA binding
Source: RefSeq, a predicted model, not a curated record
CAUCGGCGCGUACCGUACACAUCUAUACAUCAUACAUACAUAACGCACCCUUGUGUUUAUUUUGCGAAGAGUAGAAGAGGGGCUAAGGUCAAAACCCUAGAAAUUCGUACUGCCACACCGAUCGUCUCAACUAGCCACAAAGUUUGAAUGGCUGGUCAGAGGAACAGUUACGGAAAGCGUUCUCAUUCACAUUCGGAUUAUUCUGAUGAUGGGAGAAAUAAAAGGAGAAAUUCUGGCCCGGAAAGGGAGUCAUUUGCUAUCGGGGCAGAAGAUACAGUUUAUCGGUAUUUGUGCCCGGGAAGGAAGAUUGGAAGCAUUAUAGGGAGGGGAGGAGAAAUUGUCAAGAAGAUACGAGCUGAAAGUAAAUCGAAAAUAAGAAUUGGUGAAACUGUGUCGGGAUGUGACGAACGUGUUGUGACAAUAUACAGCCCAAGUGAUGAAACAAAUGAUUUUGAUGGUACUGAUGACCGUGUCUGUCCAUCGCAUGAUGCUCUCUUCAUGGUACAUGACAGAAUAGUUGCUGAUGAUUUGUCUGAUGAUCCUGAAGAAGAGCCACAAGUUACUGUCCGGCUCCUAGUACCGUCUGAUCAGAUUGGAUGUGUUAUUGGGAAAGGAGGACAGAUAGUUCAGAGCAUCCGCAGUGAUACUGGUGCACAGAUUCGCAUUAUGAAGGAUGAUCAUCUACCCCCUUGUGCGCUGGCCUCUGAUGAACUCGUGCAGAUAUCUGGAAAAGGUGCUGUUGUUAGGAAGGCUCUUUUUCAAAUUGCAGCUCGUCUUCAUGAUAAUCCAUCGCGCUCCCAGCAUAUGCUUAUUUCUGCCAAGCCGCCAAAUGCUUAUGAGUCCGGAGGUUCGGUUAUGGGUCCUACAGGUGGUGGCCCAAUCAUGGGGUUGGCUCCUGUAAUGGGUUCUUAUGGUGGAUAUAAAGGUGAGAAUGGACGCUGGUCGGGUUCCCUCUACUCAGCUCCAAGAGAUGAGCCAUCUUCAAAGGAAUUCUCUCUACAUUUAGUCUGUCCUACUGCAAACAUCGGUGGUGUAAUCGGAAAAGGUGGAUCCAUAAUUAAUCAGAUUAGAAAAGAUUCUGGCGCCACUAUAAAAGUUGAUAGUUCUUCUGCUGAGGACAAUGAUUGCAUCGUAUCAAUUUCUGCAAAAGAGUUUUUGGAGAACACAUUCUCUCCAACAAUCGAAGCAGCAUUGCGACUGCAACCAAGCUGUAGUGAGAAAGUUGAAAGAGAUUCUGGUCUAAUUUCAUUCACAACUCGUCUUCUUGUGCCAACUUCUCGAAUUGGAUGCCUUAUUGGGAAAUCUGGAAGUAUAAUUACUGAAAUGAGGAAUACCACUAAAGCUAAUAUUCGCAUUCUUUCAAAGGAUGAUGUUCCGAAAGUUGCAUCUGAGGAUGAUGAGAUGGUUCAGAUAUCUGGAGAUCUUGAUGUUGCAAAGGAUGCUCUUUUACAAGUAACCUCAAGGUUGAGGGGAAACCUCUUUGAUAGGGAAGGUCCUGUAUCUGCUUUUGUGCCAGUUCUUCCCUACCUUCCUAUGGCAGUUGAUCAUUCAGACGGCAUGAAAUACGAAAGUAGAGAUAGUAGAAGAUAUGGCCGUGAACAUUCAUAUUCUAGUGGUUAUGGUGGCCCUGGUGAUCUUCCAACUAGUGAUUUGUAUGGAACUUAUGGAGGUUUGCACAGUGGCAGCGGCGGCAGUGCUUACGGAGGCUAUGGUGGCUAUUCUUCAGGGCGUACUGGUAGCUCUGGGUACUCGGGGCAAAGCUCUGCUCCACGGCGUAGGAGUUACGGUCACUAAAGCUUGGUGACUGGGCCCGCAGGUUAGAUUGUUGAGUGCUGUUAUCUGUUUGGAUAUCCAUGACAGAUCCAAUAUCUGGACAAUGUGAAUUAUGGAACGCUGUAGUUCUUGCUUGCCUCAGUCUUUAUUCAGAUCGUAAGAGGCCCAUCAGGCGGGUUUACAAAUAUAUGGAUAUGGAUCUGGUAAAAUCUUACAAAUAUAUGGCACGGUGGGUUUAUAUUACAUUUUGUAGUUUUUAUUUCUUAUUCAAUAGUUUUAAUUGUUUUAUGUGGUUCCAAUUGGAGAAAUCUAGGUCAAUCUUUGCAGUUGCUAGGCCCUGUUAUUGUUAUCAGUGGAUACUUCUGGCAAUUCAUCCAGGUACUAUAUACUUGAAAGGCAAGUCUAUCAUGGUAGGUGCCUGGGCAGGAUAGAAUACAAGUGUCUAGCUUCCUUACUUCCCUCUCCAUGUCUCUCUCUAUAUAUAGUCUAAUAUAAUUGAUUAAUGUUCCUAUAGCCAGGGUGAGCUGUGACUAAUUCAGCCAAUGUGCAUCUAAAGUGGUCUGAUGGAACGGGUAAAAAGCUUAAAUACAUUUUCCAAAGUAGUAAAACAGAGUAAGGUCUCUGUCGUUUAGAUAACCGAACAGACAACCAAGCCUCCCUGAUCCCUGUGUAGGUCAAAUAAUCAUUUUACAGCUGUCCUGAUUUUAUAGAAUAGCUAUCUCAUCUCUAUUAACCCUAAAGAGGGAAGGAUAUAGAUGAUAUUUCAAAAUAAAAUCAUUUUUCAGUUUAUGUUUCUAUAAUGUCUAACCAGUACUAAUAUCAUAAUUGCAAAAAUAUUACUUGUAAAAUUAUAUAUAGUAAAUUAAUCUAGAAUUAUUUGUUAGUAGCAGAAUUUUAGAUUAGAGUGAUCACCGGGAGUCCUUCAUUUCCCUUGCUUAGGUGCUGGGAAUUUCUCAACAGACUCUCCAAAACAUAGUCAAUAGUCUUUAGAUAAAAUUAUGGAAAUAAUAUAUACUAAAUAUAAUCUUAUAAAGUAAUAUUUCUCGCUUUAUGAUGCUAUAUUUGGCAGAAAAUGAGAGAUAGAUAAGAGCGGUUUGUAGCUAGACAUGAAAGAAUUUUCAAAUGAACUUUAAAGCAGAAUUAUUCUCAAUAAUCUUUUAUAUUACAAUGAGGUUCUUUUAUUGUCUUACAUCUUUGCAGCUUCUUAUCUGUCUAACUCCCAUUUAGUGUUUUGUCUGCUUCAUAAUUCUUUUCCAGUUUUUGCAAUUUCGCCCUUUCCUUUCUUUCUAUCUUGUCUGUUGCAUGAUUCCAUUUAUAUCUUCUUUUUCCAAUUACCUUAUGAUUUCAUUUUUUAUUAGCUAAUAUUAUAGUGUUGUGGACCUUUUUGUAGUUAAACUACAUUGGGUCUGUAUUUUAUUUUUUUUGGUUUCCACCAUCAUUUGAAGAGAUUAGAAGACCUGUCUAAAUAUUAUCAUUCUGAAAUUGUCAUUAUUUGCACUAUUGGUUUCAUGUCGUUCUGUGACUUGUACUAUUGGUUUCAUGUCUUUUUGUAACUUGCUAUAGCAUUUUUUUUCCCGUAUUUUCUUUUGCAUGUGUAUGAUGUAAAUUAAUAAUUUUGUCACACCCUUUAACAUUUGGGACAUUGUUUAUUAUAAUAUGUAGCUGUAUUUUGUGCUA